AUGCUGCUGGCCUUGAGUGCGACCGGUCUUCUCACUUUCAACAGCGACACUAACAACACAUCAAGGCUACUUCGGGUACCUCCGCCAAGGUUCGGUGAACCCCACACGACCAAGCGAGGAAGCGUCCAUACCACUGCAACUAAUUAUGCAGACAGCUCACUCCCAGACAUUCUAUUCAAUGUCGAGAGGGGGGGUAUUGAAAGAGAGAGAGAGAGAACGCGGCGCGGGAGAGAGUGGCGACACAUGUCUAGACAGGUCCCUGGCGCCAGACACAUUGACCUGAUUGAUGUGAUGACAGAAUUCACUCGCUGGGAAUUAUAUAAAAAGGCGGGGAAAACCGGUUCCUUCAGUCAGUCCCCUUCCGUCGCAGCGCAGCCAUCUUGGUCUCUAGCUCCUCCUCCUCUGCGGGCUCAUGAAGUUUUGUCAGAGGAAACCAAUUAUGAACAAGAAGAAACUAUUCCGAAUGCUGAUGGUUUGAGUCGUCUUCCAUGUUCCUCCAAUGUUGUUGAUCAAGAGAUAAAUGAAGUCUUGAAUGACGUGCUAUACAUUGAAUCCGAUGAGGUUAAACCAAUCACCGCUAAUAUAAUAGCAAAAGAAACAGAAAAGGAUCCACUUCUAUCUAAAGUACUAUUAUGGACUCAACGUGGUUGGCCAACUCAUAACUCAGAUAUCAACCUUACGCCUUUCAUUUCUCGUCAAAAUUCAAUUUCUCAAUGCAAACAAUGUUUACUUUGGGGAACUAGGGUGAUCAUUCCAUCCACUCUCAGGCAACAAGCUCUGAAGCUUCUACACAUGGGACAUGAGGGCAUUGUUCGAACAAAGGCGUUGGCUCGAAGCUAUUUCUGGUGGCCAAAACUUGAUCAAGACAUAGAAAACAUAGUGAAUUCUUGUCAAGCAUGUCAACAAAGUCGUCACAACCCUCCAAGAGCAACAGUUCUUCCCUGGGAGAAAACGAAACAACCCUGGUCUCGUCUCCACAUAGAUUUCGCUGGGCCCUUCCAAAACAAGUUGUUUUUGAUUGUUGUCGAUUCUUUCAGCAAAUGGUUAGAAGUAGUUUUGGUGCCUUCUACAGAUUCAAGAUCAACUAUAAAGGUCCUCAGAAGCCUUUUCGCAACACAUGGUGUUCCAGACACAAUAGUAUCUGAUAACGGGUCGGCUUUCACUUCACAAGAAUUUCGAUCGUUUAAUGAAAGCAAUGGCAUCCGCCACGUCGUGGUUGCACCAUACCAUCCGUCAUCGAAUGGUCAGGCAGAAAGGAUGGUCCAAACGACAAAAAAUUCUUUGCGACGAAUACUUCAAGGAGAUUGGCAAAAAAGAUUGGCUCAGUUCCUAAUAUCAUCUCAUAUAACGCCAAAUUGUUCUACUAAUAUGUCACCGAGUGAACUGCUGUUCGGAAGGCGUAUUAGAACCAUCUUAGACAGAGUUCACCCAGAUUAUUCUUCAAGUGACAAAGAAGAGAAAAUCUUGGAUAAAGCGCUUCACGAUUACCAACAGUCACCUCAGAGGAAAUUUAAAGAAAAUGACUCCGUAUUUGCAAGAAACUAUAAUCAGCGAGGACCAAAGUGGAUUCCUGCUAAAGUCACUAGAAUAACCGGGCCACUGAGCUACCAUUUGAUAACAAAAGAAGGCAUUGAAAUACGACGUCAUAUUGACCAAUUGAGACCUCGCUCAGAAACAUCAAAAGCAUCUACUAACUCACACUUGGAUAAUCCUGAAUCUCCAGUAAACCCACCAUUCCACCCACUACUCCAGAAUCCUAUUCAAAUGAGAACACCAGAAGCACAUCAUAUCACUCCAGUGCAACCACCAUCAAUGGUUCGCAAUCCUAUUAUGAUGAGAACACCAGACGUACAACCAAUGCGACCAUCAGUGAUGCAACAAUCUCGCAAUUCCUUUAGUGGUAUAGAAGGUUCAAUUAACCCUCAUCAAGAAGAUGCUGGUUUAAUUCAAGACUCCACUAGCAUGAGCACGAGUCCACAACCUGUUCGGUCACGUGUCUCUAGAUCAAACUCCCAAAACACUUCAAUGAGCAUGAGUCCUCGACCUGUUCGUAUCCGUCGACCACCGGCAUAUCUGAAGGACUACCUAACGGGAGGAGGAGUGUUAUGUAUCAAGAAAUAA
Molecule: messenger RNA, 2121 nt
Organism: Macrosteles quadrilineatus (aster leafhopper)
Lineage: Eukaryota; Metazoa; Arthropoda; Insecta; Hemiptera; Cicadellidae
Exons: 3
Coding region: 1-2121 (706 amino acids)
Biological process (GO): DNA integration
Molecular function (GO): nucleic acid binding
Source: RefSeq, a predicted model, not a curated record